CAGAUAUGAGGUACCUUCGGUAUAAAAUGAAUCUUCAGACGUAUCUUCGCCUCUUUCUGUUUUUAAUAAUCAACACUUUCAAAUCUUUUUUAGUUAUUCGUUAACAAAGAAGACGUCGGUAUAGGUCAGUUCUUCGAUAUGACUUCAGGUGCAUUAUUCAGACUCAGUAAGGCUCAAACUUAUUAUUCAUAUCAUGGAAUGCAAGACAGAGAUGCUGACAUCGCUUUACAAAAAUACAAACCAAAGAUGAAAUGGAACAGUAAACAUAAAAUUUUAGAUAUUGGUUGCGGUCCUGGAGAUUUGACGUAUAAUUAUUUAUUGCCUUUGAUUCCCAGCAAUGGUGAAAUGUUGGGUGUUGAUAUAUCUCCAGCGAUGAUCAGUUAUGCAAACUCAAACUACAAAGAUUCGCGUCUGAAUUUCGAAGUGAUGGAUAUCUCUAAUCCAAAGGUGGCUGAGAAAUACAAAUUAAAUUUCGAUUCGGUUUUUUCGUUUUAUUGUUUACAUUGGAUUCAAGACCAAAGAACCACCAUGAGAAAUAUAUAUUCAAUUUUAAAACCAGGAGGAGAAACUUUACUCAUUUUUCUCGCUACCAGCCCUAUCUAUAGGCUUUACGAGCUUUUAGCUGCUUCACCAAAGUGGUCUCCGUACAUGAAAAACUACAGAGAUGUGAUUUCACCUUACCAUUAUAGUGCAGAUCCGGUAUCUGAUAUUAAGAACUUGAUGCAAAGCGUCGGUUUCCAUGUCAAGGAAUGUUUCUGUACGCCAACAUCUUAUACUGUACCAUCAAAACAAGUCCUUUACAAAUCCAUCGAGGCAGUUAACCCAUUUCUGAGCCUUAUACCAGAGCACAUGUUAAAAGAAUACGACCAAGAUUGGAAGGAGAAGAUGUGGACGUCGAAUUUAUGCACCUUACUGGAAACGAAUGAAGUCACGUUUAAGUACUCGUUGAUAACGAUUUACGCCUAUAAACCUCACUAACGAUGUACCAUCUAACGGUUCAAACUUUUACAACUUAUGACUGAAAAUCUGCAUUAACAUACUACACGGCAACGGGAGCAACAUAUUUUACCUUACCUUUAAAAACAAAUUUACAGUAAUUUUUUUGUGUGUUUUUUUUUCAUACAUAUUGUCAUAAAAUUACAAGUGCAUUUUUUAUGAUUAUUUUUAUGAAAAAAAUAAAUUAAAAUUAAAAGUAAAAAAAAAUAUAAUAAUAAUUUACUAUGGGUA
Messenger RNA from Planococcus citri (citrus mealybug), 1227 nucleotides. RefSeq names its product juvenile hormone acid O-methyltransferase-like. Lineage: Eukaryota; Metazoa; Arthropoda; Insecta; Hemiptera; Pseudococcidae. The record is from RefSeq and is a predicted model, not a curated record. Bases 139 to 978 code for a protein of 279 amino acids. The transcript is spliced from 6 exons.